Messenger RNA from Linum trigynum, 2286 nucleotides. The record is from the annotation of a GenBank genome assembly. Lineage: Eukaryota; Viridiplantae; Streptophyta; Magnoliopsida; Malpighiales; Linaceae.
AUGAUGCAGAUACGUAGAAGCUUGAGACAACUUUUAAGGUUUUCUCGGCGCAUUUCUUCUGGAAUAUACUUAGGGCAGAGCGGAGAAGCCAGGAGAGGUUACUCUGUCUCCACUUCAGUCGCCCCAUUUCGUUCAUUUCUUAGAACCACCAACUACCCAGGAAUACUUUGGUGGAACUUCUCUUAUUCUCAGAGGUACUCGACAACAUCAGAAGAAGCAUCUACUAGUAUUCCUGCCCCUGCAGCAGAUGAUGACGUGGUCUCCUUUGUUCGAUCCAUUGCCGAUGAGCAUGAAGGCCCAAAUCAUGUUUGGUUAAAUGUAUAUUAUGGAGAUAAACCCUUCUUGAAGAGAAAUGGGACAUUUUUAAUCCUCGCUGGACAGUUCUUACAGGAUUCUGAAAUAAUUGCCAUGCUUGAAAAAGUGAAGUUGCUUCAGCAGAGAUUCUCCGAACUUUGUGUUUUGGGCCUUCAUACCGGGAGUUCUGCUAGCUUCGCUGCUGAUCGAGAUCAUGUUAUUGACUUGAUAAUGAAAGAAUACAUCACCUUCCCCAUUCUGUUGUCAAACAAGAACUUCACAGAGUUGGAAAACGGAGCCUGCUACAUUAUGUUCAGAGACUCUGAGAAUCAUCUAGUUCAGCAUGAGAAGGAUCUGGAUAUUGGAACACUUUAUGCAGUGGUAGAGGAGAUGCAAGUACUACAAAAACAAAAUCGUGGUGAUGGAAACUCCAGCAUGGCUUAUUUGAAAAGCACUUGGACAAAACUAGCUGAUGAUGUGAAGGAACCAUACAUUGUUUCACAGAACUUGCUUCUCUAUUUCCCAGGCUGUAUAUCUGCAGAUAUAAGUGGCAGUCGGCUAUUCUUUUCUGACACCAAUCAUCACCGUAUCAUCAUUUCUUAUGGUAAUGGAAGUAUUCUUGACUGUAUUGGUUCUUCUCCAGGUUUUGAGGAUGGAGACUUUGAGUGUGCCAAGCUAUUGCGCCAUGGAGCUUCCUUUUACGAUGACACUGAGGAUUUCAGGAGAGCUGACUUGGAGAGACGGGUUCUAGAGACGUUAUAUCCUUCUUCUAGUGCUACUGUAGAAAAGGAAAGUCUAUGGACAAAGAUCGCAAGUAAACUGGGCUUUGGAAUUGCUGCUGUUGAAGCUAAAUCCGAAGAGUUUUAUCCCCAGUCUUUACUGUUUCCUUGGCAUCUAUUGAAGUCAGAAGAGGAGGAUCACUGCUUAAUCAUUAACCGGAGCUUUGAGACACUAUGGGUAAUGGAUUUGACCACUGGAGAGAUAAAAGAUGUUAUCAAAGGAUUCCAAAAGAUUCGAGAUACCUGUGGAAAUUUGAUCACAGAUAAAUUCUCUCUCUUGAAGGAAAUGCCAUGUGAUUGGUUAGAACAGCAGGCUGGUACUUACUUGUCAAGUAAAGAUACCUUGUAUGCUACCCUCAUAUCAUCACUUACAACUUUCAACGGCCACGUGUUUGAUUGUGAUACAACUGUACAGAAGGUGGUGAAAAUGAAUAGAGAAACUAGGGCCUGCUCCAUGUUUCAGUUGGUGAAUUACAGGAUCCUUGGACUACCCUACUGGUGCUCCUUCCCACUAGAGAGGGUAUAUUCCCUUUCUCCAACUCAUGAGUUGUGGACUGAUCAUCUUCAACGCUUCAACCAAUUGCCAGGCAGGACAGACGUAGAUAUAAAGGUCGACAUUCCAAUAGAUACUGAACUGGUUGAACCAUUGCAUAAGGGAUGUAUCUGGCGUCAGGCAAGAGGAGCUGCUACUGAAGUCUCAGGAACAAACGCUGAACUGGAAUCUUCGGAAAAGGUUGGUGUUGCCCAGAAGUGGUAUGAUGAACUCGGUAAUCUGGCAUUUUCAUCGGCUGCUGAAUCAGAGACAAUUGUGGAAGAUGAUGAUAGCACAAUUGCAGACACUGAGAAUUUUGAGGACGACAAAGUUCGGAUUCAUUGUGCAGUUAAUACGAGCCCUGACUUGAGUGAGGUGAUCAUAUAUGCACCACUGUAUCUGAGACUCAGAAGAGAUGCGAAUGUAGACGAAGAAGAUAAUCAGGAUAAACAUGCAGCGAGGAUAGCUGCUAUCCUAAAAUGGGGUAGUCACGGCUUAACCACAAGAGAUUCAUGCAUUCAGCUCUUGUCAAGAUCAGGAAAGGAUUUGAGAGACCUCGUCUUUGUGAAACCACUGCAUGUCAGAAUAAGAAUAGAAUGCCCUAAUCACCCUAAGGCACUCGAUAACACGAAAGAUAUCAUAUUGACCAAUUCCACUGUUGAUGUCCAUGUCUCACUUUGA